AUGGCUCCCACUCUUGCCACGGCCCACCGGCGCCGCUGGUGGAUGGCCUGCACGGCCGUGGUGGAGAACCUCUUCUUUUCCGCCGUUCUCCUGGGCUGGGGAUCCCUCCUGAUCAUGCUCAAGUCGGAGGGCUUCUACUCCUACCUGUGCUCCCUCCCAGAGAACUCGACGGGGGUGCCCGGGAACGGGACGGCAGCCCCAGAGCCGGAAGUGGCCCGCAUGAACGGCUGGCUGAUCUGCAAGGAGCAGGACGAGAUGCUGAAUCUGGCCUUCACCGUGGGCUCCUUCCUGCUGAGUGCCAUCACCUUGCCCCUGGGCAUCGUCAUGGACAAAUACGGUCCACGCAAGCUGAGGCUGCUGGGCAGCGCCUGCUUUGCGGUCUCCUGCGUGAUGAUCGCCUACGGGGCCAGCAACCCGGACUCUCUGUCGGUGCUGAUCUUCAUCUCCCUGUCGCUGAAUGGCUUCGGAGGGAUGUGCAUGACCUUCACAUCUCUCACGCUGCCCAACAUGUUCGGGGACCUUCGCUCCACCUUCAUUGCCCUCAUGAUUGGCUCUUACGCGUCCUCGGCAGUGACGUUCCCGGGGAUCAAGGUGAUCUACGACCUGGGCGCCUCCUUCAUCCUCAUCCUGCUGAUUUGGGCCGGCUGUGCGGGCCUCGUCUUCUUCAACUGCUUCUUCAACUGGCCACUGGAGCCCUUCCCAGGCCCCGAGGACAUGGACUACACGGUGAAGAUCAAGUUCAGCUGGCUGGGCUUUGACCAUAAGAUCACCGGGAAGCAGUUCUACAAGCAGGUGACCACGGUCGGCCGCCGCCUCAGUGUGGGCAGCUCCAUGAAGGGCAACAAGGAGUCCCCGGCGCUGCAGGACGGCAACAAGCUCUGCUUCUCCACGGUGGAUCUGGAGGUGAAGUGCGAGCCGGACAGCGCAGCUUCCCCGUCCUUCAUGCACAGCGUCUUUAGCCCCAUCCUGCUGCUCAGCCUGGUCACCAUGUGUGUCACGCAGCUCCGUCUCAUCUUCUACAUGGGCGCCAUGAACAACAUCCUGGAGUUCCUGGUGGAUGGCGACCUGGAGACAGUGGGUCUUUACAGCUCCGUCUUCGGAGUCUUGCAGCUGCUCUGCCUCCUGACGGCACCGGUGAUUGGCUACAUCAUGGACUGGAAGCUGAAGGAGUGCGACGACGGCCCUGAGGAGGAGGACAAGGGAGACGCCAGCCCCCCGGGUGAGAAGAAGAAGAAACCUCGGGACCGCCGGAUCCAGAAGAUCUGCAACGCCACUCGGGCUUUCGCUUUCACCAACGUACUGCUGGUGGGCUUUGGGGUCACCUGCCUGAUCCCCAACUUGCCUUUGCAGAUCCUUUCCUUCAUCUUGCACACCAUCGUCAGAGGCUUCAUUCACUCGGCCGUCGGGGGUCUCUAUGCUGCUGUAUAUCCCUCCACGCAGUUUGGCAGCUUGACUGGGCUGCAAUCUCUCGUCAGCGCCCUCUUUGCCCUCCUGCAGCAGCCCCUUUUCCUGGCCAUGAUGGGCCCCCUGGAAGGAGACCCCCUCUGGGUCAACGUGGGGCUGCUGGGGGUGAGCAUGCUGGGCUUCUGCCUGCCCCUCUACCUCAUCUGCUACAGGCAGCGCCUGGAACGGGAGAAGCAGCAGAAGGAUGAAGACGCCAAGCUCUUCCUCAAGAUCAACGGCACACCCAGCGAGGAGGCCUUCGUCUAGAGACGCCGUUUGGACUGGCCGGGGGGGCUCCCUCCCUGCCCUGAGGCCCCAGUAAAGCCCCCCAGGUCCCCCAGCACAGCUCCCAUCUCACGGGCCUUGCUUUGGAUUCAAAAGCCACGCCACCAUGCCUCUUCCGUGACACCAUCCUGCCGUGGCCUCUCUUACCCACGGUCUCUGGUGCUGGCCUCAGAGACGGCUAACGUGAUACGGGUCUUGGUUGCUUUGCAAAGGGAAUGGACCCCUCCCCCCUCCUGCUCUGGUGACCUAGCCCUUCCUGGCACACCUGUACCACGCAUGGACACACACACACACACACACAGGCAACGGCUUGGUUUGUGUCUGUGCAGGACACAGACUCCGGCCUCCCUCCCCAUCUGCCUGUUCUCCCAUCCUGGGUGAGGGCUUCCAGCCACUCCCCUGGUCCUCUUGCAGGAGCCUGCUGGUCCCUCCGACCUCCGCAGCCUCUGGCCGAGGAGGAGCAAGAACAUCUGGUCUGCCUAUGUCUUGCACCUGUCCUGGGGGGGGCGGAAUUUGGCCCCCACUAUCUCUGCAGUUUGAGGACCAGCUUGAAAAGCGCUGCGGCUUGCACAGUGUCUUCCCCCUCUUUGGACUUUUUGGGGUGUGACUGAAGAGGGGCAGCUUUGCACAGGGUCGCUUAGGCAUUGGGCUGUAGUGGAAAAUGACCCCAAAGUCUCAAACGUUAAGGGGCCUGGUGGACCGAGGCAAGGAGACGCCCCAAAUCAUGAAGGCUCCUGUCCAGCCAUCGUCCCGGCCCCUCUGGCUCCGCCAAGGGCAGUUUUAGCCUCCUCACGCCAGGCACAGCAGCUGCUGCUGCCCCCUGGUGGUGGGAAUCCUCCUAGGCAGGGCACCUGUUCCCUUCCAGAUGCCACGGGCAGAUUGCACUGUCUUGUUUCUAACAUCAAAAGAAAAACACACCACUCUA
Messenger RNA from Crotalus tigris (Tiger rattlesnake), 2653 nucleotides. RefSeq names its product solute carrier family 43 member 2 (gene SLC43A2). Gene Ontology annotation, biological process: neutral amino acid transport; transmembrane transport. NCBI's taxonomy places the organism in Eukaryota, Metazoa, Chordata, Lepidosauria, Squamata, Viperidae. Bases 1 to 1710 code for a protein of 569 amino acids. Gene Ontology annotation, molecular function: neutral L-amino acid transmembrane transporter activity; L-amino acid transmembrane transporter activity. The transcript has 13 exons. The record is from RefSeq and is a predicted model, not a curated record.